Penicillium verhagenii is the source of this 783-nucleotide messenger RNA. RefSeq names its product glutaredoxin. Gene Ontology annotation, cellular component: cytoplasm; fungal-type vacuole; cis-Golgi network. The record is from RefSeq and is a predicted model, not a curated record. NCBI's taxonomy places the organism in Eukaryota, Fungi, Ascomycota, Eurotiomycetes, Eurotiales, Aspergillaceae. The coding region runs from base 1 to 783 and encodes 260 amino acids. The transcript is spliced from 3 exons. Gene Ontology annotation, biological process: cellular response to oxidative stress. Gene Ontology annotation, molecular function: glutathione disulfide oxidoreductase activity.
AUGCCUUCUCAACGGCGGACAAGGCUUCUUGCGAUCGCCGUGAUCGCAAUCAUUAUCCUGACGUUCUAUUACUCGGGCGAAAGGAGCAGUAUUCAAAAUCAAAAGUUUUACAAAUCUACGCUUGAGGCGAUGCGCGCGAAAGAGGAUGCGAAACACGAGAAGAUCCAGGAUUCUGUGGCUAAGCCCGUUAUCGAGCCGGCGGGAGGUGCUGCCAGCGCAGAGAAGCCUGCCAUCCCCGUCGCGAAUGUGAAUGGCGAUGUUGAAAUGGAGGAGAUUUCUAUUGCCGGCCGGACAAAGAUGACUGUGCCCAAGAAGGGCCCCCAGGACGCAUUGUUGUCUGAGCAGGGCUCGGGCUCGGGAUCUGCGUCGAACUCUGAAGCCGACACCAAGAAGGCGGACGAAGAAGAGGAAGAACCCAAGUUGGAUGCGAAGACUGAGCUGAAUGCUAUCCUCAAGCGGGCACCUAUAAUCAUUUUCUCAAAAUCCUACUGCCCCUACAGCAUGAAAGCCAAGCACAUCCUAUUGGACGGAUAUACCAUCACGCCGGCGCCGUUUGUCGUGGAGCUCGACCAGCACCCCAUCGGAAAGGAGCUUCAGGCUCUCUUGGCGGAGAGCACAGGCCGUCGCACUGUGCCCAAUAUUCUUGUCAAUGGUAAGAGCAUCGGUGGAGGCGAUGAUAUUGCUGCACUGGACCAGAGCGAUGACCUGGCAACGAAGCUGCGGGAUUAUGGCGGCAAGUGGGUUGCGGAUGUGUCGCGAGGCCCAGCGAAGGAGCAUAUUUGA